CGGGCGGCGCGGCUGCGCCCCCUCCGCCGCUUCUUAAGCGCGCCGGCGGGGUCGACCUGCGAGCAGGCGCCAGAGAGCCUGCCUGCUCUUCGCCGCCGCCGCCCUCCUCUUUCCCCCUGGAUCCGGAGCACAGCGAGGCGGAGGAGCGGGGAAGAAGCGCAGCCUUCGCCCAGCGAGGAUGUGGGGCGCUCCCUGAUCCGCCGCCCCAGGAAAAAGCAGCCCCCAGGAAGACGGCAAGCGAGGAAGGAGGGCGCCCAGCUCGGCGCCUGGCGCUUCCCAGGGCGAUGGCGCUCUCGGCUCCAGCCGCCUCCGCCGGCGCCGAUUCCCCGUGGGGACCUGCUCGCCUCGCAGAAAGAACCACUGAGUAGAAAACAAGGCGCUGGAGAAGAUUUGUUCUGUAUUUCUGGACGUCGGUUUUCCAGCUGUCCUAGGAAUCUUCUGGUGUCAGUUUACCUGCCUCAUUCUUGGGUGUGGGGAGAGCAUGCAGCUGAAGAAACUAAAAAACAAGGAAGUGAGCCAGCAGGUAAUUCUCAAACGGAUUGAUGAAAACAAAACGAUGACAAGUUGUGGUCUACAAUCCUUAAAUACGCUGAUGAUUGUUUUCUCCUUGCUCUUGCCAACAGCUCUGUCCACACAUUUUCGAGUCUGUGAGCCAUACACAGACUACAAAGGCCGCUCCCAUUUUGGAUUCCACUGUCCACGUCUUUCUGACAAUAAAUCGUACAUCUUUUGCUGUCACCAUAACAACACCGUGUUUAAAUACUGCUGUAAUGAGACGGAGUUUCAGACUGUUAUGCAGAUGAACCUAACAGGGAAUGCAGAUGGAUAUAUGCACAAUAAUUACAGUGCUUUGUUAGGCGUCUGGAUCUAUGGGUUUUUUGUGGUGGUUUUGCUGGUACUGGACCUUUUGUACUACUCCUCGAUGAACUACGAUAUUUGCAAACUGUACCUGGCAAGAUGGGGAAUCCAGGGGAAAUGGAUGAAACCGGAAGCAAGCCGGUGGAUUAAACCUGCUCAGGACCCAAGACAAGUACAGGCUCAGACUCAGCCUACGCCUCAAACCUUGCAGGCAGUACAUGCAUUAAGAGCAGAAGCUUUAAAUCCGCCACUGAUGUCUUUUCCGAGUUCAACUGCCUGAAAAAUAUUUUGAUGUGCCUCAAGAUGGGAGAGGUAAGAUUACAGUCCAAGAAGAGCAGCAGCUUCCGUCCCAGAAGGGGGGAGAAAUCGGAGAGAAUGAUGAAGGAAAAUGGCCCAACCAAGAGAUGGCGUGUAGUCUACUUGCCUGGAGAGAACCAUCACUGUGUCAAGUGGGUGAUAAGGAGAAAUGGCUGUGAUAAAAUGGCAUGCAAGCAAUACCUGUGAAGGACAUUGCUUAUUGGGGAGAGACAAAGCUAUUGCGGGGGGGGGGGGGUGCUUAUUGAAUUGAAAAACAAGUUGCUCUAGUGGACAUCCAAGCUGAGAAUAGGCAUAGACUACAGUAUGAACCCUUUGGUCUAUUUGCCUCCCCCAUCCAUUAAAUCGGUAUUUGAGCCGACUCUUAAGCUUCAAAAUAAUGAAUGUGGCUUUUCCCCAAAGUUCUCUAGUGAGUGCUGUCACAAUAUGGUAGAUAUAGUUCAGUUUGAAUUAUUUUCCCUUAUCACCCCCCCCCCCCCACACACACACACAGACACACAAUGUGAGCCCUUUUUUGGAGCCAGAAGGAAGGACAGCAAUCAUUUUAGAUAAUGUAAUCUUACCAUUUUUCUCCAUGACAAGAUGUCAAGCAUCAAUGUCAUGUUCCUGAGCACACCAAGUGGCCUCUAUUGCGUGUUCAGAUGAGGAAUUGAGGGGAAGGCACAACCUCUUCCUUCUUGACCCCAAGUGGGGGGAAGAGAAUCUAAGACAAAUAGCACCACUUGUAAUAAUUUAAAGCAAUAAAAUAGUUGACCUCAGAUAAAUGAGGUUCAUAGUCCAAUUCCUUUGUUUUUAAGGUACUAUUUGCCCUUUAGCUGGCCUUAGGAAUUACCUCCCCCUCAGAAACUUGACAACCUUCCAAACCAGGACAGCCAAGAUGCUCUUGCUAAGGAGUGUGGCAGUGGUCAGAUAUUGUGCAUUCUCAAGCAUCUUGUGUGUUUAAUGGAAGGGGAUAGAAUGUGAAGCUAUGACAAUGUUUUAUACGUCGUUCUUACAAAACUCCAUUAGGCACCAUGACUUAACGUACAGCAAAGCCCACACUGUUGCUAGUUGACAAUUCACUAUCAGGAAAACACUCUUAUGUCUGCUCAAUUAUUAUUAGGUCUUCUCUGGAGAUGCCUUUUAAAAGGGAAAGCAUUUCACUUUGUGCUUUUAUAUUUGGGAGGGAAGUAUUGGUUGUUUCCCUUCAGAAAUAUAGUGGACAGGAGGAGGUUGCCUAACCAGCGAUCGCACACACAACUGGAAAAACAUUAUCUUUGUGAUAUUGGCUAGUCCAGGAUACAAUAUUUAGAAAACUGCCUUAUGCUUCAUCAGAAUAGUGGUCUAUCUAGUACGACAUAUCAAGCUCCGUGCAAGAGUAUACCCAGCUUAGCUACCCAACAGCCUUUAACUGGAGACCAGAGGCCAGCAGCCCAAGAUUUGGCUGAUUAUUUCCAGUCAAUUUCUGAUUCCUCACCUCUGCCGCUCCUAGCUACGUUGACUGUUCCUCUCUGCCUCUUCCUGCUCGUAAGCGCCUCCUUCUGGCAUUCCCCUAGACCAGUGGUCCUCAACCUUGGGCCUCCAGAUGUUUUGAGACUACAAUUCCCAUCAUCCCUGACCACUGGUCCUGCUAGCUAGGGAUCAUGGGAGUUGUAGGCCAAAAACAUCUGGAGGCCCAAGGUUGAAGACCACUGCCCUAGACCACUCCCUCUCCAAGUGCCCACCCUUAAUUCCCACUUCCCCAUAGCUAUGUCUGUUCCACAUUUCCAAUGCCUUUCUGCCAACCUAGUAUUCAGGCAGCUCAGCCAAUCACUGCAGUACAGGGAUUGAACCCAGACCCUUAUACAUGCAGUGUAUGUUGUCAAUUGCUCAACUAGUCCAACCCAAGCGCCAUGGGGGCCUGCUCCAAAUGCAGCAAGAACAUCAAAGAGUGAGUUGGUUCCUGUUUUUCUCUGGACAGGACAACUCCUAGGAAAGCACAUGAUACAACAAGAGAGCGCAGUUCCUCCAGCUUUCCUAGGGGCACCACGUCUGCUGUUGCCCUAAACAUGUAGCAGCUCAGACAUGAGCCAAGUUCCCCUCACAGUCAGCCAACUCUUAAAGGGCCUGAGUUUGCAGGUCCUUGGUACAGCCUUUCAGACGGGAUGUUUCAUUUCCACAGCCAUCGAUGUAGCGUUCUGAUGGAUAGAGUUGACAAAGGUUUUCAAAUCGCCACUGCCUCUGAGCUUUCUGUUUUCUAGAAAGGGUUUCCCCCCAAUACAUCUGAAGCACUUUAAUCAAAGGUGUGGGAUAAGAAUGGAAAACACUCUCUCAAAAAGGCAUCAAUAUUUUAAGCAUUAGGACAUGCAACAUUGUGUAGUCAAGAGCAAAAUCUACACGGGGGAAUUCUGUGCCCAGGUUUGCCUUGAUAUUCUGUUUAUCUUCUUUGCUGCGAAGAUGAUAUACCUCUGGUUUUGGAGCAAAUCUACUUCUUCCACUUCUCACCCCAUCAGAAAUCCUGUCUACCCAUGUAAUCCUGUGCAGAAGAGAAUAAACAUGUAUGCCUUUAACUGAUGGGUAGAAGAGGGGGUUUUGUCAUGCAGAAGUGACAGCUGAGUUGUGGCCCAAAACACCCAGAGGGCACCAGGUUGGCAAAGGUUGUGUUAGGUCAGAUCCCCUGCUGUUCUUUGCCCUCAGAUUCUGAGGGAAGGAGCAGUUCUGCAUUCUUCAUAACCACAACAGCAGCUUAGCCUUUCAAUGGAUCUGUCACAACAUGCAUAGUAUUAACACGGCAUAGCAUCUCAUUGCUAUACAGAAGGGCAGCCCUAAGCUGCAUGAAAUCUACCAUGACAAAUUCAGCCAUGUGUUAUUGACAAUUCCCUCUCGACCCCACAUUUGUAGACCCAGACUCCAAAACAUGGGGUCUAUCAAGCCUCUGGCGGGAUACAAGACAGUGUUGGGAUGCAAAUUCUGCUGGCAUUGAUGGGCACAAAGUUACCAUUUGUCAGUUAAUGCUUUUUUCAGAAUUCAGGCUUCAGUUAGAACAUAUUGUCUUUUUGAAUUGAUUUAGGUGUUGCCCACUCCAAAGCAGUCUUCUUGCAUUCAUUCUCCUGGAGCAAAAUAGUCGGCUGUACUUUGCUCUAGCAGGCUGUGUAGCUGCAGUUGCCGGCAACUGGUCCCCCAUGAGCACAGUAGCCUUAGAUGCAGAUGUACCUCCUCUUUCCCAUCCAAGGACAUGUUCAGCCAGUUCUUAAGGCUGCAAUGAGCUAACCCAGUGAAGGGGCGCUGCCGACUUAAACUGGGUCUCUGAACUAUCCUUGUUAAGCAACGUAUUUUCUCCAGUAAACUCCCAAGUCACCACUUUUCAUUUGGAUCAGCAUUAGAAUGGAACCACUGAGAGAGCGAAACACAGAAAAUGCCACUCCAAGCUUCUGUACACUGGGUUAAGACCAUUCUCCACUGGGAUUGUCCCCCUGUGCCAAAUUUCACAAGCCUCCUACCUCCCCAGCCAUGUUGUGCUGCAUGGACGAGGCACUUUAUGUAGUGAAUUUCCUUGCCCCCCACUCCACAUCACUGGCAACUGUGGCCGGGCCAAGGGCACUUAUGGCUGAGAAGAUAUGCUUGAAAACACACAGAUUAUAUCUGCUGAAAUCUCAGGAGCCAGAGGAGUGGCUGAAUAAGACUGUUUGAGGUGGUGGGCUUCAGGGCCCCGCCAAGGUUAUUACCACAUCCCAGGUCUAGGAAAACCAUAAUCCAGUAUGUAAAAGGUAAAAAAAUGAUAUAAAGUAUGCAGGAGAUUGUAUAAUUUGUGCAGGUCACAGAAUUGGAAUUGCCUGGGCGCAUAUUUUAAAAGUUUUUGUUUUUUUUAAUAGUAUGAGUUCACACAGAUAUAAGAAUGAAGCCUAAUCAGACUAUAAAGAGAGGAAAAGAUUAAGAUUUUAUUCACCAGGCAAUAUUACAUUUCAAUUUAAGCAGUGUUUUCAGCAAUUAUAAUUCACCUGACAGAUUUACAUUGAACCAAGUUACUUUCUGUACAUAUUCAUUCAUCUGGAUUUUUUCCCAAACUAAUCCUAAACUGUACAUGGAGUUUUGUUUUUUAUAAAAAAAAUAAUCUACUUUCAUUGUGAUGUUGAAAUUGUCACAGAGAUCUUUGUAAAAAGCUUGUGUUUCUGAAGGAAUUUGUAUUAGAUAAUGGUUUGUGUGACUCACUGUAUUUUGUAAAGGGUUUAUUUCCCUUUGGGAAUUGUGUGUUUCUAAUGAGCAGUUUUAUGCUUCUAGUUUGUGAACGUUGUAAAUGAAAUGUGUUUUCUGACCCUCCAUAAGGAAUAGAUUGAUAUUUGAUAGAUACUAACUGGUUGAGAUUUUCAUAUUGCCUAAAAUAUUUGCAUAUAUUGAGAAAAACCAUAUUGUAAUAGAACAGUUUGCCAAUGGUCAGUGAUAAUAAAACAAAAAAGCUCUUUAUUUUAGCUGAAUGUUGGAUCUGACUGAGACUAACAGUUAACUUGGCCUUAAAUUCAGUGUUGUAUUUCCAUAAGUGGAUCAUCAUCCCACAUCAUUUGCUGUUUGUAAUGUUUCAGAGUACACAUCAAUAAAAAAAAAUAUCAAAAGCUCCAAUGUAA
Molecule: messenger RNA, 5750 nt
Organism: Zootoca vivipara (common lizard)
Lineage: Eukaryota; Metazoa; Chordata; Lepidosauria; Squamata; Lacertidae
Gene: SHISAL1
Product: shisa like 1
Source: RefSeq, a predicted model, not a curated record